Molecule: messenger RNA, 4804 nt
Organism: Brassica rapa (field mustard)
Lineage: Eukaryota; Viridiplantae; Streptophyta; Magnoliopsida; Brassicales; Brassicaceae
Product: plasma membrane-associated cation-binding protein 1
Cellular component (GO): plasma membrane
Source: RefSeq, a predicted model, not a curated record
AACAUAUAUAUUUUGAUGGAAAUAUUUAUCAUAUAUAUAUAUAUAUAUAUUUGAUGUUUGAUUUAAACUUUUUGUUAAAUCAUUAAUAAUUAUUUAUUAUAUUAGUUUUUGAAUUAAUAAGACAUAAAACAAAAAUUAUUCGUAAGAAAAUAAUGCCACAUGUGCGGGCAAAACACCUAGUAAUUAAGUAAUUAACAUUUAGUUCCUAUAUUAACCGGUUAUACCACUAUUUUUAUAAGUAUCCGGUGAAAAAAGAGAAAAAUAGAUGACGUCGUCCGUUGAAAGAUAUGGACAAAAUAAAAACACCACUAUUAUCAUCAUAUCACAUAGCGCCACCAACAUUACACACUUAUUUAUCACAUAUAUAUGCACCAUAGCCAUUAAAAUGAAUGGUUAAAAAUGGAUGAUGCCAUCUUAGACAAAGAAGACAUGAUGAAUUCACGUCAAUCUGAAACUAUAUUAAUUGUGUCUCAAACGACCCAAAAUGUACAAUUCCAUAGUUUAUAAGUACUCGAGCGUUCUAUUCCAUAUGCCGAAAUAGUAUAAGAUUCUAAUUUUACUCUCAAUCCCUAAAUACUAAAUACUAAACCCUUAAUCCAACCCUUAAUUACUAAACCCUAAACCCUAACCACUAAACACUCAACCCAAACAUAAAAUAUAAUAUAUAUAUAUUUCAAAUAAUUUAAGUAAAUAAAAAUCUGAAAAUAUAAUAAAAUCGUCAAAUGGAAUGAAACAUUAUAAAAUAAUGUAGUAUCAAAAUAUAUCACGCUACAUAAUACAAAUAGAACAUAUUACUUUACAUUUUUAUUCUAUAUGUAUAUAAUAGAAUAGAACUCGACAAACAAAAACUGUUCAUCUUUUUCGAUCAGUUUUUAGUCACUCACAUUACAGAGAUAAGCGUAUCUUACGACAGCGGUGGAGAUGAUACAUGUAACCUCAGCGGAGAAAGGAAUUUUGUUGCUAAUACAAUGGAUGGAAGAGAAGAACAGACGAUGGUGGAAGUUCAGAGAACAUGGAGUGACUGUGACAAAAUCGAAUACGAUGGUGACGGUGAGAAAAUCAAUGGUGAUAGAUGGAGGUGAUUAAGGUGGAAUGGCUAGAGAUUUGUGUUCUAUAAAAAAAACAUAGUUUUGAAAGAAAGAAAAAAAAAAGAAAAAAAAAUAGAAAGGAAUCAUCCAGUUACUUCUGAAGGGUAUUUUGGCAUAUAUGAUAGAAAAUAUGUUGAAUAUUGUGGUCAACUUUUUUUUAGUUAGAUAAUGAAUUAUAAUUUGUUUGAUUGUCAUACAAUGCAAUUCCCCUAAUUUGUUUGAUUUGUUUGCCUAUAUCACCACCAGUACUCUGUCGGUAUACCUGAUUUCGUUUAUGUGUUAUAACCUUCUCUAACUAUUACCUAAAGAUAUGCAUAGAGAAGUAUAGUUUCUACCCAUUAUUCUUUCUUCUUUUUUUGAUUGAAUAUCAAAUUUAUUGAUCAAGCUAGCACAUUUACAAGUAGAGGGGUAUGUAAUCAAAUCUAUUAGGAAGAAAAAAAUUUAAGAAUGAGUGAUGUCUUGCUUAAAUUUAGGUGACUUCAAACCAUCUUCCAUCAACCCCUUCAGUGGAUGGUCCCAGGCGUAGCGUAGAGAUGAUAUCCGAUUCCUAACUUGCUUGUCAAUACUUCUAGAAAUCUUCUCCGUUGUGACCCACACACCUCCAUGCCUUCUUGAAUUUUGUUCUCUCCAGAUAGAAUAGAGAACCGUCUGAAACACUAUCCUUCGUAGCACAGAAUCAAGCCGACUCCGCGCAGGCUGCAGCAAGGACACAACAGUAUCAUUCCAGUCAGGAGAUAUGGCAUUACCGAAUAGCUUUCCUGCAGUUUGCAGCCAGACAGUAAACGAGUAGGGACAGGCAAAAAACAGGUGAUCCCUUGUUUCAUUCUUCUCUCCACACAGCAUACAACACUCUCUAUACCCCAGUUCUACCCAUUAUUCAAUGUUCAAUAUUACCUAGAUUACAUAUUUUGCUUUUUCAGUUAUUAUGUUUUUUUGUACUACAAAAAUAUGAAAUUUUCAAUAAUCGCAUUGAUAAUUUGUUUUGAGAAAUCUGAAUUCAUAUUUUUUCCUAAAUCUAUCGUAAUUCCUCUAAAAAUAUCGCAAAAACCAUAUUCUAAUAUCGUAACCGCAUCCGAAAUUUUCCAUACCCUGAACCCUAAUACUAAUACUUUAAAACUUUUGUGGUACGAGAAAGCAUAUAUGGAAAUUUUCCUCAACUCCAUUUAAUUUGUUUUGGCUGUAUAAAAAAUCGAAUUCUAAUAUCCUCAUUUCAAACUUAAACGUUACAUGCAAAACCAUAAAUCUAUUUUUCAAACUUAAACUCUAAUUACAUAUAUAAUUUUCAAAAUUUAGCCCCAUGUCAUAGUUUAAAAUUUAAUGUAUAAUAUUAUGAUUUGUAUAAUAUUUACGUAUUUAUGUAUAUUUUUAUAUGUAUGUAUUUUAAUUUAUAAAUAACUAAUAAAUUUUAUUUUGUUUUUUACUACUUUUUAUUUAUAUAAUAGCUAACUUAACCACAAAAUAGUUGUGGUAAAAUCGUCGCUAGUUAACUAUGAAUUUUUUUUACACAAACUGUGAUUAAUUAUAGUUUUUUCUAGCCACAAUGUCAUAACUUCGAAAAUGUGACUAUUUCUUCACGAUUUUUUGCUAUAUAUCUCCAUGGCUAUAUAGAAAAUUUCUACUAGUGGACGUAAAUACUUGUUGGAACUUUUUUUUUUUUUUUUGACAACACUUGUUGGAACUUCUAAUAUGCGAAAUUUGAAUAAUAUGUAAUUAGUCUAUGAAUAAACAUUUUCAUCUGUAAAAUGCCAUUUAUAAACAGGUUUUCUCUUUAAUUUUCUUAUUAGUUAAACCAAAUUUUGUGUAUACAGAAGUAUAUGUCAUGUCGUGAUGGAGAUUGUAUGCUCUUUGUCCUUGGAUAUUGAGGAAUGAGGGUAGGAUGUCUGUCUUCCAAAAUUAAUUAAUUAUGCUAAAUAAAAUAAUCUACCGUAUCUAUUUUUUUCAUCGAGAUACAUAUAUAGAUAUUUUCCAUUUAGAUUUCAAUGUUCAUUUAAAUUGUUAAACUUGAACACGAAAUAAAAAACCAAAAACUUGACAGAAAUGAGCGAAGAAAUAUAACAAUGUAGAUUUUUUUUUUGAACACUAAAUAACAAUGUUUUCUUAAAUAAAAACAAAAAACACUAAAUAACAAUGUAAUUAUUUAGUUAAGUUAAAAAUAAACAACUUAUAGUUUAAGCAGGCUAAUAUAGCUUCUAAGGUACAAACAUAGAUAGAGGAGGAUAUGCUGGACCUUACAAUUACAUAUCACCAUGCUAGACCCAUUUUCUAAAUUUGCCAACUAUAAUUGCAAUAUUAGUGUCAGGCUGUCAGCCGCUAAAUAUUUUUAAAUUACUUAUGUGACCUUCUCACCCUUUCUACUCUGCCUAACCUUUGAUCCUGAACCGGGUAUGGAAAUUCAAAAUGACAAUAAUAAUAAAAUUAGGUUCAUAUACCAGACAGAAUUACUCCGUCAAACCUUAGAAGAAAAUAUGUAAUCUAUUCCGGUUUACUAUUUAACGGAACUUCCGGACCAACCAACAUAAUCGGUUCUGGCAUCAACGGGUAAAAAUAGACAACGAUGGAAAAUAGAAAGGGGCGGUUACGUCUUUAGAUGAAAAGCAAAGGUGAUUAGAAAAUUAUCCCUAAUAUAAUAAUACGUAGAGAGCUUCUUAAAAAUCAUAGAAACCAACAACAAAAUAAUCAGCUGGAGAAUUAAGAACAAGGAAAAGAGCCUCCAGAAAUCUUCAUCUCAAGAUUGACCUAAUUACACACACAAAAGAAAAGAUAUGGGUUACUGGAAAUCGAAGAUUGUUCCAACAAUGAAGAAAUUGUUCGAGAGAAGCCCAGCAAACAAGGAUGUUGUUGCUGAGGCUAGCAAGACCCCCGCCUUUGAUGAUUCUAAGGAAGCAAUCAACAAGGAGAUUGAAGACAAAAAGACAGAACUGGAACCCAAGGUCUUGGAUAUCUAUGAAGCCACGUCUGCUGAACUCAAGGCUUUGGUGAGGGAGCCUAAAGAAGAUGGUUUAACGAAACACUCUGCCGAAGUGAACAAAUUCCUCGAGGCACUUGUUGAAAUUGGAUUCCCUGGAUCAAAGGAUGCGUGUGAACUUUCAUCUACUAGCUCCGGACCAGUGACGUUCAUAUUUGAGAAAGUAUGUGUGUUUCUCCCGGUGGAGGAGAAGUCACGAGAGGUGGAAAAUGUGGAAGAAGUCGCGAAAACCGAAGAACCGUCCAAAGAAGAAGACACCAAACCGGCCAAGGAAGAUGAGAUUAUUACAACCGCUGAGAAAGAGAAAGAAACAGUUGAAGAGAAGAAAGAAGAGGUUCUACCCGCACUUGUUCCUGUCGUGGCGGCUGCGGAGGAGGAGAAGCCAGCCGUGGAAGAGGAGAAGAAGCCAGCCGUGGAAGAGGAGAAGAAGGAAGCAGUGGAAGAGCAGAAGAAGCCAGUGGAAGAGGUAAACAAAGAAGUUGUUGCCGCAGCAGCUCCGGUGGUUGAAACUCCGUCGACCAAUGUCACAGCAGCUCCGGUGGUUGAUGCUCCGGCAAAGGCUCCCGAAGCCUUGGCGGCUGAGCCAGAAAAGGUUUAAAUAUUCUCCAUGGUACAUUUCUUUAUAAAAACAUUGCUUGUUUUGUGUGGAUAUUAUUUUGUUGUUGUUUAAUUUAUUUAUUAUCUAUGUGGAUAUUAUUUAUAUGUAUUAAUUUGCUUGCUUGAGUUGUAUAUUUAAAAAAAUCCAACACUA